Messenger RNA from Melospiza georgiana, 1458 nucleotides. RefSeq names its product lactate dehydrogenase B (gene LDHB). Gene Ontology annotation, biological process: carboxylic acid metabolic process. The record is from RefSeq and is a predicted model, not a curated record. Gene Ontology annotation, molecular function: L-lactate dehydrogenase (NAD+) activity. The transcript has 8 exons. The coding region runs from base 272 to 1273 and encodes 333 amino acids. Lineage: Eukaryota; Metazoa; Chordata; Aves; Passeriformes; Passerellidae. Gene Ontology annotation, cellular component: cytoplasm.
CCCCUUCCGCUGCGGAGCGGUCUUUGCCUGAGCCCCGAGCCCCGAACCCCGCUCUCUCUGAGCUGCUCCGGCUCCCCUUCCGUUGCGGAGCGCUCGUUGCCCGAGCCCCGCGCCCCUCCCGUUGCGGGGCGCUCGUUGCCCGAGCCCCGCGCCCCUUCCGUUGCGGAGCGCUCGUUGCCCGAGCCCCGCGCCCCUUCCGUUGCGGAGCGCUCGUUGCCUGAGCCCCGCGUUCUCCUCGCCGCUUCUGCGCUGCUCCCGCUGCCCGAGCACCAUGGCCACUGUCAAGGACCAGCUGAUCAGCCCCAUUGCGGAGGAAGCCAAGGUCCCCAACAACAAGAUCACGGUUGUGGGGGUUGGCAUGGUUGGGAUGGCCGCUGCUGUCAGCGUCCUUGGAAAGGGUCUUUGUGAUGAGCUUGCUCUGGUUGAUGUUAUGGAAGACAGACUAAAAGGAGAAAUGAUGGACCUGCAGCAUGGGAGUGUGUUCCUUCACACUCACAAGAUCGUGGCAGACAAAGACUAUGCUGUCACUGCCAACUCCAGGAUCGUGGUGCUGACUGCAGGAGUCCGUCAGCAGGAGGGAGAGAGUCGCCUCAACCUCUUGCAGAGGAAUGUGGCUGUCUUCAAAAACAUCGUCCCUCACGUCGUCAAGUACAGCCCCAACUGCAUCAUCCUGGUGGUUUCCAACCCAGUGGAUAUAAUGACCUAUAUCACAUGGAAGCUGAGUGGGCUGCCAAAACACCGUGUGAUUGGAAGUGGCUGCAAUCUGGACACGGCCAGAUUCCGUUAUCUGAUGUCCGAGAGACUUGGGAUCCAUCCAAGCAGCUGCCAUGGCUGGAUCUUGGGAGAGCACGGUGAUUCCAGUGUGGCUGUUUGGAGUGGAAUGAAUGUGGCAGGAGUUUCCCUCCAGCAGCUGAACCCUGCCAUGGGAACUGACAAGGAUCCUGAGAACUGGAAGGAGGUCCACAAGCAAGUGGUUGCAAGUGCCUACGAGGUGAUCAAACUAAAGGGAUACACAAACUGGGCUAUUGGCUUCAGUGUGGCUGACCUCUGUGAGACCAUCCUGAAGAACCUGCACCGGGUUCAUUCAGUUGCUACUCUGGUGAAGGGCAUGUAUGGCAUUCAGCAUGAGGUCUUCUUGAGCCUUCCUUCUGUCCUAAGUGCCUCUGGCCUGACGUGUGUCAUCAACCAAAAGCUGAAGGACGAUGAGGUGACCCAGCUGAGGAAGAGUGCGGACACACUGUGGGACGUCCAGAAGGAUGUCAAGGAUCUGUAACUCCUGAAUGUUAGGUUCCAGCAAUGUUGUAGAAAAACAGCAUGUUGUUUGCGGAUGGGGGUUCUACUCACUGUGUAUCUCAAUGGUCUACAUGAAAUGUUCUUCCAGACUUUUGUCCAUGGUAGCUAAGCUUAUGCUUGCUGUAACGCACAACUUUGCAAACAAAUAAAGCGAUUUUCAGGCGU